GUUCAGCGAAGUGACACGAACGCACCCUACCGUUGAUCUGGUGAACCACACGUACGCCGAGUAUGUUGGCUGGACGCUCAUGGCUGUGGGAAUGCUGCUGGUAGCAAGCAGCUUUUACCGGCUUGGAUUCAUGGGAACGUACAUGGGCGAUUACUUCGGCAUCCUGUUGGAUGAGAAGCUGACCGGAUUUCCGUUCAACGUCGUCGACAAUCCGAUGUACUGGGGAUCGACGCUGAACUUCCUGUCCAUUGCCGUCAU
This is a messenger RNA of Priapulus caudatus, 258 nucleotides long. RefSeq names its product phosphatidyl-N-methylethanolamine N-methyltransferase-like. Gene Ontology annotation, molecular function: S-adenosylmethionine-dependent methyltransferase activity. The annotation marks the transcript as partial. The transcript has 2 exons. Lineage: Eukaryota; Metazoa; Priapulida; Priapulimorpha; Priapulimorphida; Priapulidae. Gene Ontology annotation, biological process: phosphatidylcholine biosynthetic process. The record is from RefSeq and is a predicted model, not a curated record.